Messenger RNA from Letharia columbiana, 276 nucleotides. RefSeq lists its product as uncharacterized. Gene Ontology annotation, molecular function: acylphosphatase activity. NCBI's taxonomy places the organism in Eukaryota, Fungi, Ascomycota, Lecanoromycetes, Lecanorales, Parmeliaceae. The coding region runs from base 1 to 276 and encodes 91 amino acids. The record is from RefSeq and is a predicted model, not a curated record. The transcript has 6 exons.
AUGUCUCAACAACGUAUUUCCUACACAGUACAUGGCACAGUGCAGGGUGUCAACUUUCGAUCGUUCACCCAAUCAAAAGCAAAGUCCCUGAACCUAACGGGCUUUGUUGCGAACACUUCGGACGACAAGGUAGCUGGGGAAGCGCAAGGCUCGGAAGACAGCAUCAAGUCAUUCCUCAAAGAGCUCAACAAUGGGCCCGGUGCGGCACACGUAGUAAAGGUAGAGAAGGAAGAGAUCAAGACAAAGGAAGGAGAGAAAUCCUUUGGGACCCAGUGA